GAAUUUACAAAUCGUACAAAUUAUGCUAUCAAGCUCGACAAGUGGCUCAAAAAAGUUUAAAGAAGCAUUAUAAUAGCUCACAUAAUGAAGUUAUUGAAGAAAUAACAAGUCAGUUGGUUGUAAUGAAUCAAGAGCAGCUUGUUACUAUUUGUUAUAUGUUAACUGAAUUUUCAAAUAAUAAAUCUGUAACUGAUGAAGAAUCAGAAAAACUUAAAGAACAGAAGUUAUCCAAUAACACUAUAACCAAAGAAGAAUAUUGGAGAAAUCAUUUAAUUGCUUUAAUUUAA
Molecule: messenger RNA, 287 nt
Organism: Dentiscutata heterogama
Lineage: Eukaryota; Fungi; Glomeromycota; Glomeromycetes; Diversisporales; Gigasporaceae
Source: the annotation of a GenBank genome assembly